Messenger RNA from Encephalitozoon cuniculi GB-M1, 900 nucleotides. RefSeq lists its product as uncharacterized. NCBI's taxonomy places the organism in Eukaryota, Fungi, Microsporidia, Unikaryonidae. Gene Ontology annotation, molecular function: dolichol kinase activity. Gene Ontology annotation, cellular component: endoplasmic reticulum membrane. The transcript has a single exon. Gene Ontology annotation, biological process: dolichyl monophosphate biosynthetic process. Bases 1 to 900 code for a protein of 299 amino acids. The record is from RefSeq and is marked provisional.
AUGAAGACUCUACUGUUGUGUGGGGCGCCGCUAGACAUUGUUGACUUCAUGGUAGGAACAGUGGCGCUAGAGGCACAUGGAAAGUCAUUUGGGGCCCUUGAAAGGUAUGUAGUAAUGGCGAUACUCAAGCACAUAGAACGGAAGUUAUGGAUAGGAUCGCCUCUCUUGGGAGUGAAAUAUACGAUUACCACCGGCGCCUACAAGCCGUUGCUUACAAAAAUAUCGGAAUGCCUGGCGAUUGUUGACAUCCCUGGGUAUAUUCUCCACGUCCUUGACGAGAUAAGACAGGCACCAUAUGCUUUUGUUGAAAUUGGAUGUAUCUUACUAGCCUGCCUCCUGGCACAAGUUCUUCUACUCAGGUCGCCCUGCACAAACCUGAAAAGAAAGACCUUCCACCUCUUUGCAUUCCUAGUGUUCUACAAGGAGCACAGGGUGUCAUUUUUGCUUGCAGAAGGCCUCCUUCUCUUCAUGAGUCUUCUAUCGUCGUGUAGAUACACCAACUCUCUGCUCAGGCCUUUCUUCAGUAGGAAUGACAAGGGAAGAACCUUGCUGUCGCCCAUCUAUCUCCUGUCUGCUUGCAUGUAUCCGAGGCUGUUUAUAGAGGAUGUGGAGUAUGUCUCUGCUCUGAUUUCGAUCUGCUUCCAGGACUCAGCAGCCUCGAUUGCUGGGAAGUGGUUUGGGGUGACUGAGAAGUCCAUCCAGGGGGCAAUAGCAGGAGUGAUAUCGGGAACGGUUGUUUAUUUCGCUCUCUACGGAAGAAUCGACAUGCUUCCAUUUUUCAUAUUUGCGGGAUCUGUUGAGUAUCUUGUUCCCAUCAACGACAACAUCACCAUUCCACUCUUUGCAGUUUUAUACUUCCAAGCACCAGAAAAGGCUUGUUUCAGCAGCAUCCCUUCUUAG